Messenger RNA from Gamsiella multidivaricata, 1434 nucleotides. RefSeq names its product malate dehydrogenase, NAD-dependent. Gene Ontology annotation, biological process: carboxylic acid metabolic process; tricarboxylic acid cycle. The coding region runs from base 327 to 1313 and encodes 328 amino acids. The record is from RefSeq and is a predicted model, not a curated record. Gene Ontology annotation, molecular function: L-malate dehydrogenase (NAD+) activity. The transcript has 5 exons. Gene Ontology annotation, cellular component: cytoplasm. NCBI's taxonomy places the organism in Eukaryota, Fungi, Mortierellomycota, Mortierellomycetes, Mortierellales, Mortierellaceae.
AAAAAAAAAAAAAAGGAGGACUGGACCAACAAAAGGCCACCGUAGUAUCGUACAGAAGAAGAGAAUGGCGUAUUCGGUGGGAUCAUGACAUUGGGCACAAUGCACCGUCGAGUCAUAAUUGAACAAUUGUCAGCAACGACCAAAGAACCCAGCGUGCCAUUGCUGGUUUAAAAGGCCUUCUUUGCCCUCUUUCUUUGUCUCGAACAACAUAACCCAUUCUCGCCUGCCUCCCUUCUCAUUCACUCUUAUCCUUUACUUAUCUCACCUCGCUCCCUCUCUUCUGGCCUAUAAACACGCAUUUUUAGUCACCAACCUCAGGAAACGCCAUGGUCAAAGUUGUCAUUUGCGGUGCCGCCGGCGGAAUCGGUCAGCCUCUGUCGUUGCUCUUGAAGCAAUCGGACUUGAUCACGGACUUGGCGUUGUAUGAUGUUGUGAACGCGCCUGGUGUGGCCGCAGAUCUUUCCCACAUCAACUCAAAGUCCACGGUCACUGGACACGGCAAGGACGACAUGGAUGCUGCCCUCAAGGGAGCCCAUACAGUUGUCAUUCCAGCUGGUGUACCUCGCAAGCCUGGCAUGACCAGAGACGAUCUUUUCAAGAUCAAUGCCGGUAUUGUUCGCGACCUUGCAACGGGUGUGGCCAAGAACUGCCCUGAAGCAUUUGUCCUGGUGAUCUCGAACCCCGUCAACUCGACCGUUCCCAUUGUCUGCGAGGUCCUCAAGAAGCAUGGCGUCUUCAACCCCAAAAAGGUUUUCGGCGUUAGCACACUGGACGUUGUCCGUUCCUCCAGAUUCGUUUCGGAGGUCAACCCCAAGAUCGACCCUAGCACCAGGGUCACCGUUGUCGGUGGUCACUCCGGUGUCACCAUUGUGCCCUUGCUCUCCCAACUCCCCAACUCAUUCGCCGAGUCCCUCUCGAAGGACCAGCUCGAUGCCCUCACGCAUCGUAUCCAGUACGGAGGCGAUGAGGUCGUCAAGGCCAAGGAUGGUGCUGGAUCCGCCACGCUUUCGAUGGCCUAUGCGGGUGCACGCUUCACGCUCACGCUGCUUGAAGCGACCGUGGCAGGCAAGACUGGAUUGGUCGAGUCAACCUAUGUGAACUUGGAUGCGGAUGCUGAGAAUACGGCUGCGUUCAAGGAGAAGACUGGAUUGGAUUACUUUGCACAGGACGUUGAGUUUGGUCCCGAGGGCGUGGGCAAGGUUUUGCCGUUGCCGCAGGUCUCGAGCUAUGAACAGACGUUGCUCGACGCUGCGAUCCCAGAACUGAAGGUCAACAUCGCCAAGGGCGCAUCAUUCAUCACCGACAGCGCUUAGAUACACGCUCGUCGAAUAUGUUUUUACAAACGCCAUACAUAACUUAAACGGAAGCAUCAAGAACAAGAGUCGUUCUCAAUGCGCUCCUUUGUAAAAUAAAACCCUUCCUGAACAGCCAGUA